CUCAGUUCUUUCAAGGUUUGAACCAAGGAAAUGAUUUCUGAGAAACUCAUUCUUAUCUGCUUUGCAGUAGCGAUGGUUCGCAGUGACACAACGGUAGAGAUCUCCAGCUCCGUAGGAACCACACCCACACCACCCAGCAAUAGGAAACCAAACUUAGAAAAACUAAAGAAUCGUGAAGCAAUAUUGAAGAAUAACUCCAUUUCCCUUCGAUUUUUGGACUCACUUUUCGGACUUGGGAUUGGGGCAAAUCUGUUAGGAAUUCAUGCAGGUGCAGGUAUAGGUCAUGGAAAUGGAGGGUAUGGUGAUUUGGGCCAAGGAUUUGUUGGCAAUCCUGGGGGAGGACAAAAUCCACAAGCUAUGUACAUUCCAAUACCCCCACCACAUAUAUACUACGUCCAAGCUCCUCCACAAUAUCACCUGCCGCAAGGUAUACCCCAAGGAAUGCCUCAAGGUAUGUCUCCAGGAAUGCCUCAAGGAAUGUCUCCAGAAAUGCCUCAUUCGCAAGGAAUGUCUCAAGGAAUGCCUCAGGGAAUGCCUCAAGGUAUGUCUCCAGGAAUGCCUCAAGGAAUGUCCCCAGGAAUGUCUCAAGGAAUACCGAAAGUUAUGCCUCAUUCGCAAGGUGUACCCCAAGGAAUCCCUCAAGGAAUACCUCAAGAAAUAGCACAAGGAAAGCCACAAUCACAAGGAAUGCAUUCUCAAAGAGAAAUCCAAAGAAAAUUUGGAAGAACGCCUCAAGUAAAACUUCAAAGAACGCAUCGAGGAGUACCUCAAGGAAUGCAUUCUCCAAGAAAACCUGUAGGAAUACCUCAAGGAAAACCUCAAGAAACACAUUAAGGAAUGCCAACAACCAGACCACCAACAUGCUACCGCGUACCUUGCUAAUAAAUUGAUUUCUGCUGGAGUACGUAUUGAAUAGUAAUCUACGGUAUAUUUCUUUGUUUGGGACUGCUCAACGAUAUUAUAACAAAUAAAAGAUUUAAAAAGUAUAAACA
Messenger RNA from Homalodisca vitripennis (glassy-winged sharpshooter), 992 nucleotides. Its product is annotated as proline-rich proteoglycan 2-like. Lineage: Eukaryota; Metazoa; Arthropoda; Insecta; Hemiptera; Cicadellidae. Bases 31 to 834 code for a protein of 267 amino acids. The record is from RefSeq and is a predicted model, not a curated record. The transcript has 3 exons.